Messenger RNA from Penicillium canescens, 360 nucleotides. Its product is annotated as mitochondrial 37S ribosomal protein uS13m. Bases 1 to 360 code for a protein of 119 amino acids. NCBI's taxonomy places the organism in Eukaryota, Fungi, Ascomycota, Eurotiomycetes, Eurotiales, Aspergillaceae. Gene Ontology annotation, cellular component: small ribosomal subunit; mitochondrion; ribosome. Gene Ontology annotation, biological process: translation. Gene Ontology annotation, molecular function: structural constituent of ribosome; RNA binding. The record is from RefSeq and is a predicted model, not a curated record. The transcript is spliced from 4 exons.
AUGGUCUUCAUCCUAGGCGUUAACUUCCCCGAGCGGAACCUCCUCAAGAAAUCCCUCGAGACAUUCUUCGGAAUCGGCAACAACAGCUCCUCCCGCCUCCUGUCCCGCUUCAACAUCCACCCAACCUGCCGCGUCGGCGAGCUGGCCAACAAGCAAGUCCUCGAUUUGACCGCCGUGCUAUCGGAAAUGAAGAUUGAGAAUGACUUGCGCAGAGAGGUCCUCAAUGAUAUUAAGCGUCUGAAGGAGACUGGAACAUACCGCGGCCGACGUCACGCACUGGGCUUGCCUGUCAGGGGACAGCGGACACGGACUCAAAUCAAAACUCCUGUCCGGUUGAACCGCAUGGAGCGGAGGCUAUAA